This is a messenger RNA of Neohortaea acidophila, 1065 nucleotides long. Its product is annotated as short-chain dehydrogenase. Lineage: Eukaryota; Fungi; Ascomycota; Dothideomycetes; Mycosphaerellales; Teratosphaeriaceae. The coding region runs from base 79 to 1032 and encodes 317 amino acids. The record is from RefSeq and is a predicted model, not a curated record. The transcript has 3 exons.
UGAAGAGGAGAGGUAAAUAUUUGAUCUUCGCAAUGGAUUUCAGUCGUUUCUCUUCACCACCAAGAAUCAUACCUCACAAUGGGAAACCUCCUCGCAUCUCCCGCUCCCCCUACUCUAACUGAGAAGAACCUCUCGAGUCAAGCCGGCAAGGUGUUCGUCGUCACCGGUUCAACGAGCGGCAUUGGCUUCGAGCUCGCCCAGAUCCUCUACGCCGCCAAUGCAAAAGUCUGGAUCGUUGCGCGCUCCGCUUCGAAAGCCCAAGCUACCGUGGACCGCAUACGCACCGCACACCCCGACUCUCAAGGUCAAUUGGAGAUCCUGAUUGUCGAUUUCAACGACCUCACUAAGAUCAAGCCCGCCGCCGAGGAUUUUCUCCGCCGUGAAACCCGCCUCGAUGUUCUAUGGAACAACGCCGGCGUGAUGAUUCCGCCAAAGGGCACGAAGACAGCGCAGCAGUACGAGGCGCAGAUUGGCGUGAACGCGUUGGCACCGCAUCUGUUCACCAAACUGCUAGCGCCUGUUCUGUUGAAAACCGCGGAGGUUCAGGCGGCUGGAAACCCGAGAGUGGUCUGGGUUUCCUCGUCCGCGGCUGAGCGCUUCGCGCCGCAAGGUGGCGUCGACCUGGACGCACUGGGGAAAGAAAGUUCCUACUCGCAGUGGCAGAACUACGGCAUGAGCAAGGCCGCCAACAUCUUCCAGGCCGCGGAGUGUGCGAGGCGGUACGGCGAAGCGGGCAUCAUGAGUGUGGCUGCUGAUCCAGGCAACUUGAACACCGACCUGUACCAGAACAUGCCACGAUACCAACUUUUCCUGGUCAAGAGACUGGCUUUGAAGCCCGCGAUUUACGGUGCUUACACUGAAUUGUUUGCCGGCCUGUCAGGCCAGAUCACCGCGGCAAACAAUGGAGCGUGGGUGGUGCCGUGGGGUCAAGUAGCAAACCCACGCAAGGACAUCGAUGCUGAGCGAGACGGCAACGGAGUAGCGAAGCGUUUCUGGGAGUGGUGCGACGAGCAAGUGGCGAUGUAUGAAUAGCGGCGUGGUGAUGUGUACGUUUUUGAACAUUUA